Molecule: messenger RNA, 3058 nt
Organism: Heteronotia binoei (common prickly gecko)
Lineage: Eukaryota; Metazoa; Chordata; Lepidosauria; Squamata; Gekkonidae
Gene: CDV3
Product: CDV3 homolog
Exons: 5
Coding region: 438-1151 (237 amino acids)
Cellular component (GO): cytoplasm
Source: RefSeq, a predicted model, not a curated record
GCUUACCUCUCUUGGCUCCGCCCUUCUCUCUCUCUCUCUCGCACCUCCUCCCACCCUUUUCCUUGGGCUGUGUCAAGUGGCGGCCACCAACGUGGAGAGCGGAAACUGCCUGUCCGCCUUCGAACGGGCGCCGCCGCCGCCGUCGCGUAAGACGAGAAGAAAAAAGUCAGCGCGCGGGCGGCGACGGUUGAGCGCUGUUCCCCCUCCCGGCCACCCGAAGGAGCAGGAGUGGCUGAGAGACCGAGCGGAGAUAAGGCGCACGUGAGGCUGCUGGGUGGUGCCGGGAUUUCACCUGUGGUCGCCACUCGCCCCUUCCCUCAGACCACCAGGGCGUUGGAGCAGCCCAACCGCCCGGCGCGAGGACGACGGGUCCAGUCAGUCGGCCACAACCGGUUUGAACCGGAGCUCGCGACGAAGGAGUUGUCGCCGCCGCCGCCAUGGCCGAGACUGAGGAGAGGAGCUUAGACGACUUCUUCGCCAAGCGAGACAAAAAGAAACGGAAAGAGAAAAGCAGCCGGGGAACCGCCGCUGCGACGGUUUCUCUGGCAGCCUCGUCCAACGCCGCUGCCGGAGGGGUGGGGGGAAGCCGGCAAACCGAAGGCGGUUCUGGGGCGGCUGCCGGCGCCAACACCGUCGCCGCUAAGGUGGCCAACAAGGAAGAGGAUGACUGGAAGGAGUUUGAGCAGGAAGAAGUUGACUAUAGUGGUCUCAGAGUUCAGUCCAUGCAAAUAAGUGAAAAAGAUGAUGAUGAAGGUGAAAAGAGAGAAGAACCAAGGGAUUACAGUGAAGAACCUGGUGGUGGUGUAGAUAAAUCGUCCGGCCCAUGGAAUAGGUCUGCUACUACGCAAAACCCUGUUGUUGAAACAGUUGAAAACCCAGAGCCUGUCCAAUCCAGUGGGGUAUAUAGGCCACCUGGUGCUAGAGAAACCAGGACACGGAAAGCACCACAAGGACCCCCAGAAAUCUAUAGCGAUACACAAUUUCCAUCAUUGCAAUCCACUGCCAAGCAUGUAGAUACCAGAAAGGAUAAAGAAAUGGAGAAGAGCUUUGAAGUAGUAAAACACAAAAAUAGAGGUAGGGAUGAGGUUUCAAAAACCCAGGCAACUAAACUUCAGCUAGACAACCAAUAUGCUGUGCUUGGGGAUCAGUAAAGCUGCACACACAUUACAAUUAAGGAAUGGUUAUUUGAUACCUUUCCAAUCUAAGGUAACUAAACUACAGCUAUUAUGAACAUGCCGUCUCAUUUCUACUGGAUCUACUGCAACAAGUGCAGAUUACUUUGACGUAAGUGAUUGGCUCUUCUGCACUGUGGAAGUAUGCUUAAUAUGGUACACCUGAUUUCUUCCUUGGAUGUAAGAGAUAUUAAUGUAAGUGGUCGAACAAGAGUCCCAGUAUUUUGAUUACUCUGCAAAACUGUCGGCAGCCCGUGGUUAUUUCAAAUCUUUUUAUGUUCAGAUACUGAGCCUUCGGUAAGGGUUGACUACCUCAGACUUGCUGCACUCAUUGUGGACACCAUGUGGAUCACAACUUCUGGAAAAGGUUACAACUCUUUAGUGGCCAUCUGAAACUCGAAACCAGCUCUACUGGAUUCCUCUCAGAAAUCCUGCAGAAGUCAGCCAUCUGGGUUCUGAUUUACUAUAAAAAAUUGAAGUGACCUUAAAUGAGCAACUUGUCCUGUGCCCCCACUUACGACAUCCUCUCAUAUGUAGCCAUAACUGACUAGAAGCCUCUAGUAUAUACCACUUUCAGAAAUAUGCAGUGUACUGUUGAGCUGUAGUUUGUUUACCUUAAUUUGAUUUAAGUUAUCAGAAAAUACACAACCAGAUAGAAAAAUGUAGGGAAAGUAGUCUGCAUAUAUUAACUUUUUCAACUAUGUAAACUCUUCUUCAUUUUAAAAAAUAUGCCUUUUCUGGCUUGAGAAAUUGCAGUAUAGUCAAGUAGCAGCAUGGAAUAUGCAGACUAUCCAUACUUUUUUGUUUGUUUUGUUUGUUUUGUUUUGUUUCCUUUGGAGUUCAAGGAAUAGGGAUUUCUGUAGGUUUGCAUUCAGUGGCCAGAAAUGUCUGUGCUCCCUUUGGAGUUUAUUUUGAAAAACAACAAAGAACGCAUGCCAUAUACUUAGCUUUAACUUUGUACUAUGGCAAGUUACAGCUGUUGAUCGCACACUGUUGUGUUCACAUAAUGGAAGUAACUACAUGUCAAGUGAAAAAUGUCCGUUGUCUUGGCUUCUUAAUGGUUGAAAUUUGGAAAUACUUUGGGAAUAAGAUGUUGCAUUUACAGCAUCUUUUCCUCUGCUACCCAAAGAUUUAGUGAUGACUUCAGUUAUAGGUCAGUCUUCUGACCAGCUAUGUCCAUUUAUUUGGAGAGAAGCUAGUAUAAUAGUACUUUGUGCUAAGAUUCGUGCUAUAUUGUACUGUGUGAUAUUGACAGUGGUUAGAACUCUAUUCAAAUCCUAAAGAUGCUCCUGCAUAAAGGAAAUUAAUCUUAUUUAAUUUUUCCUCACAUCUGAAAUUUGGUGUGACUGAUAUUGAUAUUGUCUCUUAAGAACUGAUUAUUGGCAAUGAUGUCAAAUAUUGGUUUAUUUAAAAAAAAAACCAACUGUUUUUCUUAUCUCAGUGCUUAGAAUGGCAUUGGCCUUAUCCCUGUAAAGAAUUGCUGUCCAAAUGGCUACUAAACAGUUGCAUUUUUAUAUAGGUCUAAGGUAACAAAGCCAGGCUUCUGGGUGCUCAGAUCACUGAACGUAAACCUACAGCUGACACCGUUGAACCAGAUAUAUUUCCUGAAAUGUAUUUGCCAACAAAACAUUAGCAGGAUAUUAAAGCUGAAGAACUAAGAUUAUGUGGAUUUGUAUGUCACUUAAUGGCAUAGUGGAAACAUAAAAUUUUAAAUUCCAGCUUUGACAUUUUAUGAGGUUGUUAUUACACAGAAAUCAAGUUUUAAUAUACUAUGAUAGGGUAGAUGAAGCUGUCCUUUGUAUCUUCACUUGAGUUCUCCGGCAUGGUUGGCAGAGCAAGAAAACAUUGUAACAUUAAUAAAUAUAAUAAAUGGAAAUGUACAUGAA